AAAACUAUAUAUAAAAAUUGUCCGGAAGUUGCACCAUAGCAACGACUACGCUAGGUAGUAUUUCUUUGAAAUCUACCUAAAAUGGAUACAGCAAUUUUUACAUAGUUUUCAAGUAAAUACAUAAAUAAAUACAGCUUGGGGUGAUUUAAUUUAUAACUGUUCUAGUUGUUUCUAAAAGACAAAUAAAUUGAAAUUGUGAAACUACACUAGUGAACAACAGGUGCUGGGGUCGAGAGAUUGGGCCCAGCAGGCUGCCCUGAUUGGACAGGAACACAACUAGGUUCAAGUAAAAUUACAUGUUAAUAGUGCAGCAAAAUUCAAUCGCUGAUGACCAACCAAUGUAAAUACAUAACAAUGAAAUUCUGAACUGUGUAAUAUGGUUAAAUUUACUAAUCAUAUCCGUGAAUUUAAAACAAAAUGAAAAUACCAACUAAGAAACAACAAAUCUCUGAAAAAAAUACAGCAAUAUUCUCCAUAAUUCAAAAGAUUUGUAUAUUUUCCUCCAAAUUAAAUAUCGAGCUAGUAUGAAAGAUUGUGUAUAUAUGUACUAUACUCAACUUAAAAAUUAAUAAAAGAUAUCGCUGCAAAGUCACAUCUAAAAGGUGUUAUGUUAAAUGCGUACGAAUUGAGAACAAUAAAAACCUAAUAAAAUCGUCUUGCCAAAGGCAAUUCAGGUUGGAUUCCUGGCGGGGUCGAACCCGGUUGGGUCGCAAGUGGGAAACGUGGCGGACGUUGCCGGUGGUCUGCGGGUUUCCUCGGGGUACUCCCGUUUCCCCCGCCAGUUCAUCCCGUUGCUGCUCCGUACCCCGUUCCACCUCAUCCCACACCCCUUCAGGCCGGGGGAACGACAGGGCAGCCCCAGGCGGGACACUGUGUGUGCUUCUGUUCCCCGGUGCCGAGCACCGGGACCUCCGGGCUGUGAAGUGUAGUGACGCCGCGGUGCAGGACGGAGGUGCCCAGCUGACCCCGGGGCGGCAUGGGGCUGCUCGCCCGGAGCUCCCCGCUGGUGCGCGGGGUGGCGGCCUACGCCGUCAUCUGGCCCGUGUCCAGCCUGUGCCAGCAGCUCAUCGCCGGCGCGGAGCGGGUGGACUGCGCCCAGGCGGCACGCUUCGCGCUCUACGGCAGCUGCUUCGUGGCUCCCUCGCUGCAGGCAUGGCUGUCCUUCGCGCAGCGCGCCUGGCCGGGCCGGUCCUGGCGCGCCACCCUCACCAAGGUGCUGCUGGAGCAGGUGACGUACACGCCCUUCGCCAUUGCGAGCUUCUACUGCGGCAUGACGCUGCUGGAGGGCCAGGGCUGGGACGCGGCCGUCUCCGAGGUGCGCGCCAAGUUCCUGCCCACCUACAAGGUGGGGGCGCUGGUGUGGCCGGCCGUGCAGGUGUUCAACUACAGCGCCGUGCCGGAGAGGAACCGCGUGCCCUUCGUGAGCGUGUGCAGCCUGCUGUGGGCGUGCUUCCUGGCCCACAUGAAGCAGGCGGAGGCACGGCGCCUGGCACGCCCCCCCGUGGUGUCGCCGCCCUAACCGCGCAGGCGAGGGUCUCCGCACUGUCGCAGCACUGGCCAGCCACCCGUGUUUCAGCUUCUACAGUACUAUACCUGUUAUUACAUCACAAAUAUGAGUUCAAAAAUUUGACAGCUAUUGAAGAUGCAUUUAGAGCUUCGAAUUGAAAUUCUGUAGCAUACAACAUAAUUUUGAAUUGAAAUAUUUUGUUUUCUUUCUACAAAAGUACUUUUUGAAAUAGUUCAAACUAAAAAUGUAGGUUUUAUGAAAUUCUGACAUUUAAAAACUUUAAAAAAUAAUUAACAUUGUAAUAUACAGUUUUAUAAGUCCAUAAAAGAAGCACACCAUAAAAUUUAGCAUCGUGAUUCUCCAGAGGCAUUCUCCCGGUCCACAGCCCUUUACCUGAGUCCGUCUGCCUCGCCAUGUGCGUUCCAUUCACACGGCCAGACCACAUACAUGUUUACUUUCCGAGCUGCAGUACACAUACAACAAUGCAAAGUCUAUUGGGUCCUCAAUUUCACUAGCCUUAUAAAGAAUGUCCAAAAAUACUCAUGAAUUUGAAAUUAUUUUGGUUUAAAUUCUUGAACAGUUUUCCACAAAUAUUUUUUUUUCUUUUUUAAUCUAAACUUUGUUGUGAUGUUAAGCAAACAUGUAGUUUUUUUAUUUCGCAAUAUAUUUGAAACUAGGCCAGAAAAAAAAUAUUCUCACUGUUUCGGUUCAUGACGUGGAAGAACUGGAGGUGAUAUUAAGGUUUACUUGAGUCUGCUGCUAUGUGCUUGUUUCGCAGCGGGCGGUGCAUCCCGACUGCACUCUUGUCAGUGACGCGCCGAGGGCAGCACGGCACGGCCCGACACCGCGCAUGUUCCCCAGCGACACCCCUCGCCGUGCUCCGGAGUGAGAGCCAUCAUCCGUAGGUCAAGUUGGUUUGUCGUAAAGAGGUGUCUAUGAGGCUGGUGCGUGCCACUAGCACAUAGCGCACACAGCAGCAAGUCUGCGUGUGGAAGACCAACACCGAUGCGGAAGCUACAGUUUGUGCUCCUGAAGCAACUGGAAAAGUUCAACGCACAGCAAACAAUAAUGAGUGUUUGAAAACUUCAGACGUUUCUGGUGGGGAUCAUCUUGUCAAUCACGGAACUACGCAGGUCUCGAAGAUGCUAUGUGGUGCGCGGAUGCAAGCUAUGUUCACGUGAGAAACUUUCUUGUAAGACACAUUGUGAGCAAUUUAUUUAUUAAAAUAUUUUAUUUAAUUAUUACAGUUGUGACAUGCACACCAACACCUCAUAAAGAGGGUACUAGGGUGUGCAUGGGGAUAUAAAAAAAAAAACAAUGAAAAAACAGUAUCACAAUAAAAGAGCAUAACAUGUAAAAAAGAUACAAACACAAACAAAAUGCAAAGGACAAAAUAAACAAUAGCCACAGGCACAAUAUUCAAAUUGAUCGAUACAAUCAUUCUGUACAGGAAGAGAUGAAAUAAACAAAUUUAGACAAGUCAAAAUCAAAAA
Molecule: messenger RNA, 3000 nt
Organism: Bacillus rossius redtenbacheri
Lineage: Eukaryota; Metazoa; Arthropoda; Insecta; Phasmatodea; Bacillidae
Product: mpv17-like protein
Exons: 3
Coding region: 977-1519 (180 amino acids)
Biological process (GO): cellular response to reactive oxygen species
Cellular component (GO): mitochondrion; membrane; cytoplasm
Source: RefSeq, a predicted model, not a curated record